AUGCUCCGCCAUGCUAUAACAGCAACAGCUCUGAUCACCGGCUCCUCGGCCGUCUAUUUCUACAUUCUCCACCUCAAACUGUCGUCCCGCGUGCAACACGAAUCCCACUUCGAGACGCUCUCAGCAUCAUCUCCACGGCCCACAGCGAUCGAGUCGGUUCCCGAGAAAGUGUUCACAGACCAUAACUAUGCAUUCUACGAUCGUGCGUCAAAGACAGUCCCACGGGACUCGCUGCCACUAGCGGAGUCCCUUGAGAGCCUUUUCACGAAAUACGUCCGUCGCAAUAUGACGGCAUUCUCUCAUCUACCGGCUGCAUUAAUGCUGCGAGCUGUCAGUAAAACUCCAGAACAAAAGCAGAGUUUCAGGACAUCGCACAUUGCUUCCCUGAACUUCCAAGAGGGGGAUCUUAUCUGUGGCGCUUAUCGGGUCAAGGUGCGCCAUGAAAAUAAAGUGGAGUUUGAAAUGAAGAUGCAAACGAUGGAUUUUGUGGAGGGUCGAUUAGCCUUGAACUGCCGAGAGGAGGACGGGGAAGUCGUGUUUUCUACGGAUGUGAUGAUGUGGAAGCCGGCGGAUGAGAAGAGGACCAUGCCCAUGGAAAAGCCUGUUGCUCGCUGGAUGCAUGAGCUGGCUUCAUGGUGGCUAGUGGAUUCGGGAGUGCAAUAUUUGAUGGACCUGUAA
Molecule: messenger RNA, 678 nt
Organism: Penicillium riverlandense
Lineage: Eukaryota; Fungi; Ascomycota; Eurotiomycetes; Eurotiales; Aspergillaceae
Exons: 1
Coding region: 1-678 (225 amino acids)
Source: RefSeq, a predicted model, not a curated record